UGAUGAUAAAAUAAUAAUUGUGAGAACGUAUAAACUAUCACAAUAUCCCAACAAUAUUUUCAAAAAAAUCAUACACCGAAAGAGUCUUCCUACUAAUUAUUCUUUCUCUACAUAGUCUAAGAAAAUUAUUCAAUGAUAUCAAGACAAGUAGCUGAGUCAGCCCAUUAACACAAGGACAAAACCGGAACUAUAAAAAAAAAACCAUUCUCUUUGCUUUCACCUCUCUCCCACUCCGCGAUACCGAACAUCACAACCAAUAACAACUCCCAAAACACAAACCUCCCCAACACAAUUACCAUCCUACCCUUUUAAAUCCUCUCACGUCUCCACAGGCCGCCGGAGUAGCCACCAUGGAGUCGUCACCAAUCAACCGUCUCCCACCGGACUCACUCCACCAGAUCUUCUCCUCCCUCCCUCUCCGCCAAAUCAUCAUCUGCAGAUCCGUCUGCAAAUUCUUCAACCACCUCUUGACCUCACAAUCCUUCACAGAGAUCAUCUCCACGCGUCCUCCUCUCAACCUCCUCGCUCUCCGUCCUCCGCACCACCACAGACACCGCCACGCGGCGAAUUCUCAUCCCUACAUCAACGUGUACGAUCCGGACGAGGAUCAGUGGCUCAGAUUCAGCCUCGAUUUCCUCCCUUUCAGGUCUCCGCAGCCUGUGGCUUCCUCCAACGGGUUGAUCUAUCUUUGGGGUGACUCGGUUAACUCGGUUGACUCGAGUAAGUCGCUCGUGGCGUGUAAUCCGCUGACUCGGCAGUUUAAGGUGUUGCCUCAGCUUGGCUCGGCUUGGUCGAGGCAUGGUACAGUUCUUGUGGAUUCGGUUAAUAGAGUCAUGGUCCUUACCGAGCUUGCUGCUCUGUAUUACUCAGGAUCGGUGGUGGCUAACCAGUGGCUAAAAUUCUCAUCGAACUUACCGUCGAAGCCAAGAAGCCCUGUGUUAACGUCGACCUCUGUGUUCGCAUUAUGCGACGUGGGAUCACCGUGGAGAAGCCAGUGGAAGCUCUUUUCUUGUAGGCUUACAAGUCUCACAGUCACUCACACGAACUGGACUUGUUUGGAGAAGCACGAGUGGGGAGAUAUCUUUGAUAUUAUAAAACGACCGCGUUUGCUGAGAGGGGAAGGCGAGUCGAAGUUGCUGAUGAUUGGUGGGUUGAAGUCGACGUUCUCCUUGAACCCGGCGUGUUCGACGAUUCUGAUACUUAGGCUUUGUUUAGAGAGCUUGGAGUGGGAGGAAGCGGGGAGGAUGCCGCUUGAGAUGUAUAGAGGGUUUCAAGAGUCAAGUAAGUUUAAGGUUUUUGGAGGUGGUGAUAGGGUUUACUUCUCUGCUAAGAGGAUGGGGAAGCUUGCAAUGUGGGAUUGUUGGGAAGGGUGGAGAUGGGUUGAUGGUGUUUCGGGUUAUGGUGAUGGGUUGUGUCGUGGGUUUGUGUUUGAAGCUAAGCUUACAUUGAUGCAAUGAAUGGUUGUUUGUGCUUUUGUUGUUAUUGUUGGUGUUUAUUGAUGUGUUUUUAUCUCUUUGUCAUGGUGCUUUAUGUUGUUCUUGAAUUUAAAGACUGUGGUUAUAAGAGUUACAUCUCUCUUUCAAAUGUUCUUUGAUUUUCCUUGUUAGUCAACUCUAACAUCAAUCAUACGUAUGCUUGAUUUCAAAGUAUACUUCGUCCAUUAUACAUAUGCAUCUGAUGAUGAUAUCAUUAGCUUGAAAUGGAAGGAACGUGGUUGAUGAUGCAGAUUUGCUAUUAAC
Eruca vesicaria subsp. sativa (arugula) is the source of this 1739-nucleotide messenger RNA. The record is from the annotation of a GenBank genome assembly. NCBI's taxonomy places the organism in Eukaryota, Viridiplantae, Streptophyta, Magnoliopsida, Brassicales, Brassicaceae.